AUGGCUAUGGCGACAAGCCAGAAACUCGCAUAUGACUUCUCUGUUCUUCCCACAGAGCUCUGGGCUGCCAUCGUGAAAAGCCUGGAGAGCGCCGACCUACGGAGUUGUCUUUCGGUCUCGGGACUGUUUCGUGACCUUGCGCGCCCUCUCGUCUUCCAUCGCAUAAUAAUACGUGUCGGUGUAUGGAAAGUGGAGGAAGAUGAUGAACACAUUCUCUACAACGACGUCCAGCUCGCGGAACGACGCGCUGUCAGGAACAAGGACAUGCUGCGGUAUAUCGCACGGGACGCACAGUUCGCACGGAUCGUCAAGGCAGUCCACGUGCGAGCAUACUGCGAGUGGGGAGAAGAGACACAGCUGGACAACACACUGAUGAUCCACGCACUACAAGCGCUUCCCCAUCUGCGGUCAUUCCAGUGGCAUGGCAUCUCACCGGCACUGACACUUGCAGUAUUUGAUGCGCUAGUAAAGACGUGUGGGACAUCACUCAAUGAAUUAACUAUUGGCUCCAUGCACAACCAUGGCGGAGCUCCGGAGUACCUCGCGCAGUUCACGGGCCUGCAAGCUCUCUCACUAGCAGGGAAUCUCUGCGACCUGUUCCAUUACGGAGAGCCGGAGCCCGACCCGUUUGUCAUGACCAGCGUCCAGCACGUGCCCACCACCGUCCUCCACCUCCGAGUACUGGGGGAUGCAGUAUGGGACACCCCGCUGCGCGUGCUCUCUGGGCUAUACGAGCUCUCUUUGCAACGCGCGGAGAACCUUGGGAAACUGGAGGUCGUCUUUCGAACCUGCGCGCAGUUGCGGACGCUCAAUAUCUUGACUGUAAGCGCCACCGGCGGGGCACAAGCUCUCUCCGCGUUGCAGGCCGCGCCGGACGCUCUCCCGUACCUCACGUCGUUCAAGUUCAUCUGCGCGUCAGAGGUGGCCAACGUCAAUCCUGACGCGCUUCCCGCGUUCUUCAGGAACAAGUCUGGCAUGCGACGGCUCGACCUCAGGCUCGACAGCCCGCUCGAGGAUUUGGACAUCUACACUCGAUUCCUGGAUAUCUUCGCUGGUCUUCCGGAGCUCGCGGUCGUGGGACUGAUGUUCAAUGUCCCGACAUUCACGCGUGAACAUCUGCGAUUGCUGGACGAGCGUCUCCCGCUAGGACUGUCCGCGCUCCUGCUGAGCUGGGCAUCCUACUCUGCCGACGACACUGUCCAGAAAGAAGACUGGAUUGCCAUGCUCAAGCGACGCCUGUCGCUGGCCUAUUUCCAUGUCCUUGUGCACAAAUUUGACUUGUGCGAGCUGCUGCUGAAGGAUCCCCCGCCCUCCCUCAAACUCGUCGGGUACGGUUCUUGCAUAAGCAGUCUCGAACGCGACCCGGCGAAGGGUGAAGCCGCCUACGGACCUAUAUGGGACGAAGAGAAGGUGGGCUUCCGGACAGUGGAGGAUUUCGGAUGUGAGGACUGGGAGUGGCUGCUGCGGAGCCACGACUGGGCCAGUCUGCAUUCGCUGAAGCCGUAUGAUUAUUCCAAGGAAUGCUGGCGCCACGUCCGCUAG
Trametes versicolor FP-101664 SS1 is the source of this 1542-nucleotide messenger RNA. RefSeq lists its product as uncharacterized. The transcript is spliced from 5 exons. Bases 1 to 1542 code for a protein of 513 amino acids. NCBI's taxonomy places the organism in Eukaryota, Fungi, Basidiomycota, Agaricomycetes, Polyporales, Polyporaceae. Gene Ontology annotation, molecular function: protein binding. The record is from RefSeq and is a predicted model, not a curated record.